Sinocyclocheilus rhinocerous is the source of this 561-nucleotide messenger RNA. Its product is annotated as claudin-9-like. Gene Ontology annotation, molecular function: structural molecule activity. Bases 25 to 561 code for a protein of 178 amino acids. The transcript has a single exon. Gene Ontology annotation, cellular component: bicellular tight junction; membrane. The record is from RefSeq and is a predicted model, not a curated record. NCBI's taxonomy places the organism in Eukaryota, Metazoa, Chordata, Actinopteri, Cypriniformes, Cyprinidae.
UAAAUCAUCGGUUGGCGAUCAGUCAUGGCAAACACGGGUCUUCAGGUGAUGGGUCUGGUCCUGGGCGUCGCAGGCUGGGCGUUCGGGAUCCUGGUCUGUGCCGCCCCCUGGUGGCGCGUGUCGGCGUUCGUAGGGGACGAGCUGGUGGUGUCUCAGGUGCUGUGGGAGGGGCUGUGGAUGACGUGUCUGUCGCAGUGGGGCCGCCUGCAGUGUAAAGUCUAUGACUCCGGCCUCGCCCUCUCAGGCUCCGCCCAGAUGUGCCGUGGCCUGAGCGUGCUGUCGCUGCUCCUGUGUCUGCUGGCGCUCCUGCUCAGCGUGACCGGGCUGAAGUGCACGCGCUGCCUGGGCGAUGCGCACGAGACCAAAGCUCGGCUGGGGCGGGUCGCCGCGGCGCUCUUCCUCGCGGCUGCGUUUUUCUUCCUUUUGCCGGUGUGUUGGAGCGCAUAUGUCGUGAUACGCAAUUUCUACGACCCGAACGUCGCCGCGCCACUUAAACGUGAACUCGGACCGGCGCUCUAUCUGGGAUGGGGCGUGACCGUGCUGAUGCUGGUGGGCGUGUAA